Ambispora leptoticha is the source of this 956-nucleotide messenger RNA. The record is from the annotation of a GenBank genome assembly. Lineage: Eukaryota; Fungi; Glomeromycota; Glomeromycetes; Archaeosporales; Ambisporaceae.
CAGAGUUGAAAAAGCCGGAAAUUAAAAUCGAAGAAGAAAAGUCUAGUCCUGAGUCUGCAGAUACCAAAUCACCAUCUUUAUCGCCGCCGGAUCAACCUCCACCGGAAAAACCUAUGUCUGUAAAUACAAACGACAAAGUCUCCCAGUCAUUAUCGGUUAGCAAGACACCCGCGAUUACUCCAACUAAUUCACAAUUCAAGCUCAAUGUGCGGGCAUCAGAAUGGAGACCUAAUCCGAAUGCAGCGACUUUCACUCCGACUACACCAACAUCAAGUACCGGUGAUAAGAGGUCGCCCGGAUCUUCACCAUUUUUCGGAAACAGGCAAUUAAAAAAGAGCCCAGUAUCAUUAAAGGACAGUUUUAGUCCAUUUCAAAAAGGGAAAUUACCAAAUCCAAGUACAAUUCCACCAACUUGGCCAUUUGGUGCAAGACCGUUUAGACAUCAAUUCACGGUUACUAAUGCUUUUGAGGAUGAUAUUUAUAAUCAAGCUGCAAUGACUCAAAGCUUUGGUUUUACGUACCCGGUGGCUCCUCCGUUCAGGUAUCCCGCUGCCGCUCAAUAUGUAAGCGUACCACCUCUUACGAUGCAACAAGCUGCCCCCAUGCCUUAUAUGCAACCUAGCUUUGUUCCUAGUGUGCCUUUCACAACGCCACCAAUCCCUGCCGCUAAUGGUGCUCCUCCAACCAUGUAUAAUCCUCAAAUGUCAUCGGUUAUGCCUCCACAGCAUUUCAAUCCACAAGGAUUCCCAUCACCUGGGCGAUCUCCGAUGGUUCCUGCUGGCAUGCAUCCACAAAUGUAUUAUCAGAAUCCUCAUGCUAUGCCUCCAAUGAUGCGCUAUCCUCAUGACGGUAUUCCGGUUCAUGUUCCACCGAAUGGAGUGAUGAUGAGCCAACGACCAAUGAUGAUGGAACCGCAUUAUGUUCAACAACCCGAAACUCCGAUGGGUAACAAUUAA